UAGAGCAAAAGACGCCGUAUAAUCAUUAUUGGAUGCCCUAUCACACUUGGGUUAGGUGAUUAAAUGCCAGAAUUUUGGCAUAAAUGAUAACUGCUUAAAAAAAUUAUUUAAAAUCUUCCCUGAUCUGGCUGUUGUUUAUGUAUAGUAAUAAAACCUGUUUCUUAAGACCAAAGCUUACCGAUGAAAUGUGAAAGAGUAUAAAACUAUAGACUUAUUUUCCCGGCUAGUUGUUGUUAGAACAAACAAACGCUCCCGUGUCAAUGAUAAGAAAACAAGCACUUGUAAGACAAAAACGCUGAAUUUAUCUACGCUUAGUUAUGUGCUGCAACCGUAUUCCGGAUGACUCAGAAAGGUGUCGAAUAGACUGAGUGAGCAGCCGGAUGCGAAUCACUUUCGGUGUAGCUUUCGGCGUUCCAGCAUCGAUCUAUCGCUAUGGUUGUUGUAAUGCAUGUGACCCCGCCCAGGGUGAACGGCUGGACCCCGCUCCUGCUGCUCAUCUGCCUGACAGUAACGCUGGGCACUACGGUUCCAGUGGGCUACUUCUUCGGAGUCCUCAAUGCCCCGGCAGAGAUUAUCAAGAAGUGGUGCCAGGAUAUCCUGGCGACCGAAUACGACACCAUCGUCACUGCUGGGCAACUGGACAUCCUUUGGACGAGCAUUGUGUCCAUCUACCUGAUUGGCGGCAUCUGCGGUUCCUGCUUCAGUGCUCUGCUUAGCGAUAAAUAUGGCCGGAAGGGUUGCCUGCUGAUCAGCGGCGUGCUGCUCGUGAUUUCUGGUAUCCUCUUCAACUGGUGCCGUGCAGCCAAAUCCCUGGAGAUGCUGAUGACCGGUCGCUUCCUGGGCGGGAUUGCCUCUGCACUGAUCUUCACCGCCCAACCCAUGUACCUGCUGGAGUUGGCUCCCUCGGAGCUCAGUGGCAGCGUGGGAGUGUUCACCUGCAUCGGCGUGACCGGUGGGAUCCUGCUCGCUCAGGUGUUCACUCUGUCCCACUUUCUGGGUAGCGAGCGACUGUGGCCCUAUGCCCUCAGUUUCUACAGCCUGUUGGUGGUGGCUUCGCUGCUGCUCCUUUGGUGGUUUCCAGAGAGUCCUCGAUGGCUUUACCUGCACAAGCGGGACUACGCCGCUAGUGAACGGGCUUUACUUCGGUUGCGUGGAAAAAACGCUGAGGAAGAAGUGCAGCAGGAACUGCUCGAAAUGAAGGCCGCUCUGGAGACGAAGGCCAGCUCCGAAGCCAGCUCUCUGUGCUCGGUGCUGGGAGACAGGGAACUGCGGCUGCCACUCCUUCUGGUUUGCUCCUUUCAGGCCACCCAGCAGCUCAGUGGCAUAAAUGCUAUAUUCUUCUACUCGCUGUCCAUUCUGACAAAUGCGGGGUUUUCGGCAGGAGCAGCCACUUGGCUGAACCUGGGAAUUGGAGGCUUUAAUCUGUGCACCUCGCUGCUGGGGCCGCUACUGAUACGCAGGUUUCCACGUCGCCCACUGAUGAUGAUCUCCUGCUCCAUAUGUGCUCUAGCCCUGCUGGCCAUGUCUUUGGGACUCUUUUUUCUGGAGAGAUCGGAGAGCACGGUCCUUACUUAUUUCUGCGCCACCUUUAUCCUUACAUUUAUUCUGGGAUUUCAGCUGGGACUGGGUCCCAUUGCCUACUUUAUUGGCUCAGAGCUUCUGGAGGAUUCACCUCGCCCCGUGGCCAUGUCGAUGGGCAGUCUCUUCUCGUGGAUCGGCAACUUUCUCGUGGGCAUGUGCUUCCCCCUGCUCCAAAGUGUCUGGAGCUCCUUCGCCUUCAUCCCGUGUAUGUGCGUGUGCCUCUACUGCCUGUUUCUGACCUGGCGCUUCCUGCCGGAGACACGCGGUCGAGAGCCCAAGGAUGUCAAGCCCCUGAUGAGCCAAGGCCUCGCCUCCAAACGGAAUUAAAACAACGCCUUUUCGUAGAGCACACAACUAGCUGUAUAAAAAACUCUAUGGGAUACGAUGGCUUAGUUACAUUUGUCAAAUCAUGUAAUGAACUUCUGGGACAUUAUUUUUGAUCUACUGAG
Molecule: messenger RNA, 2030 nt
Organism: Drosophila rhopaloa
Lineage: Eukaryota; Metazoa; Arthropoda; Insecta; Diptera; Drosophilidae
Gene: sut2
Product: solute carrier family 2, facilitated glucose transporter member 7
Exons: 6
Coding region: 433-1908 (491 amino acids)
Biological process (GO): monosaccharide transmembrane transport
Cellular component (GO): membrane
Molecular function (GO): hexose transmembrane transporter activity
Source: RefSeq, a predicted model, not a curated record